Hydractinia symbiolongicarpus is the source of this 3987-nucleotide messenger RNA. Its product is annotated as zinc finger protein 626-like. Gene Ontology annotation, biological process: regulation of transcription by RNA polymerase II. Gene Ontology annotation, molecular function: DNA-binding transcription factor activity, RNA polymerase II-specific; RNA polymerase II cis-regulatory region sequence-specific DNA binding. The coding region runs from base 78 to 2000 and encodes 640 amino acids. The record is from RefSeq and is a predicted model, not a curated record. NCBI's taxonomy places the organism in Eukaryota, Metazoa, Cnidaria, Hydrozoa, Anthoathecata, Hydractiniidae. The transcript is spliced from 13 exons. Gene Ontology annotation, cellular component: nucleus.
AUAAGAGAAACUUAGAAUCACAUUGAGGUUCAUCUGCAAGCAGUUGAAAGACAUCCAACAAUUGGUAAGAAUCACCCAUGCUUUGGCACUCUAUAUUAUGUUUUUUUUGCAAUUUUAGAAGAAAUAGAAUCAUGAAUGGGACAACAAACAAAGAUGAAUGUAGUCUUGUUCCAGUUAAGGAAGAGGAACAAUUUCCUACAGUGUGUUGUGUUUUUACUAAAAACAUCUCACUAAAUCCAGAAUGCAAGCAAAUAAAUGUUAAUAAGAAUUUUAAGUGCUCAAUGUGUAUGCCUUCCUCACCUGAACCUGCUGAAUCUCAAUUUCCGCUAAAAAAAGUGCACAGUAAAGAUAACAUUGAUGAAAAGCUUGUAGGCGAUCAUAAUGAGACAGGUCAUUUGGCAAAAAGUACGAAUGGCUUAUUGGUUGAAACUGCCUCGUCAGGCCUUGCAGAAACACAUCCAGACUUAUCCAUGAUGCCUAAUGCACCUAAGCUUGAGCAAAAUCUUUUGUUAUUGCAGCAAAAACUUGCUGAUUUGGCUGCGUCGUUGGAGGAAUCCCAAGGAUAUACUAAACAGUUGCAAAAUAAACUUGAUAAAGUAUCAGAAGAAAAAGAGAAGUUAGAGCAGGAAAAAGCAACUGCAAAUAAAGAAUUUGCGUCUCAAUUACAAUCAUCCGAACUGAAAUAUAAGCAAGUGGUCCAAGAAAAUGUAAAACUACAGGAAAAACUAAAGCUUGUUAAUUACACUAUUUUGAAAGAUAAGCAUCGUAAACUAAAACAACAAAUGCAAGGGUAUCAAAAUGAAGCAGAGGAGGAGAAACAGAAACGACAGACUGCGAAAGAUAAAUUAAAACUUCUUAAGACUAAAUUACAAGAAGGAAAGCUAGAAAUUUCAAAAAUUGAGGAACAGCUACAAGCAAGUUUAAACAUGUCUGUCAAUGUAGUGUCACUAACUAAAGAAUCAAAUAAAGAACAAAGAAGCAGUUUGGAGCUGUCAAAUGGAUUUCCUCUACCACAACAACAGGUUGCAGAGAAACAACAGCAAACCUUAGACAUGCCACCUAAAGUUCAGCAAGGUUUAAAGCCUGCUAAAGAGAUUGAAAAAAAAGGAAAUUCUUUAGAGAAUGAAUUGAUAAAAAAACGACCAUUGUUGUCGCCACAAGACACAAGGGAAGAAACUUCUAGAUACCCAAAACGUACUCUUAGGAACAAUCACAAAGAAGAUGAAGUGCCAGCCGUUAAUCUUUGUCUCCUUCCAUGCAAGAAAGAAGAGGUUUCAGAAGAUGAAAAUUCAAGUGCGAAUGGUCAGGUUGAUAAGAAGCUGCGUAAAUGUGAUGUCUGUGGAAAACGGUUUAAAAAGCCAAGUCAUCUUAAAAUACAUACGAGGAUUCAUACUGGUGAGAAACCGCAUAAAUGCAGUCUCUGUGAAAAGCAAUUUAGCCAUUCGGGAUCAUUAAAAUUACAUCUCAAAGUUCAUACUGGUGAAAAGCCAUAUAAAUGUGAUCUUUGUGGAAAGCAAUUUAAACAGACAACUGAUGUGAAAAGACAUAUGAGAACUCAUACUGGUGAAAAGCCAUAUAAGUGCGAUUUUUGUGAAAAACAAUUUAACCAGGCUUGUACCAUGAAAACGCAUAUGAGAGUUCAUACUGGUGAUAAACCGUAUCAAUGCGAUGUUUGUGAAAAACAGUUCAAUCAGCCAACACAUUUAAAAACACAUCAAAGAAUUCACACUGGUGAGAAACCGUUUAGUUGCGAUGUUUGUGGAAAACAAUUUAAUCAGGCAAGUGUUUUGAAAACACAUAUCAGAAUUCAUACCGGGGAAAAGCCAUAUAAAUGCGAUGUUUGUGGAAAGCAGUAUUACCAAGCAAGUGUUUUGAAAACACAUAUGAGAAGUCAUGCUAAUAAGAGACCGUUUAAAUGCGAUCUUUGUGAAAAACGAUUCAAUUAUAAAAGUAAUUUGAAAACUCACAUGAAACUUCAUGCUAACGAAGACCCGCAUUAAUACAAUAAAAACAAGUUAUUUCAGUAAAAAAUUCAAAAACGCUAGAAAUUAUACCGAUAACACUAUUUUCGAGGUUGUGACUAAGUGAUUGUUAAACAUGCCUGUACCUUAGGAACAUUAAGCUUUUAGCGUAAUAUUUUAUCUUAUGACAUGUGCAUUACGGUAGUUUUUUAACACUUAGCACCCCAAAGCUCUGUGGUAGCCUUGUUCUGCCCCAAGUUAGAACACUUGCCAAUUUUUGGAGACAAAAAUGCUCAAGGCUGUCACAGAUUGGGCAGAAGACUAGGCUAGGCGUAUCUCCAAACCCUUUUUUAGAUUUAUUAAGGCCGGUGCAUGUAUGUGCUUUAUUGUUUGCCAGAUCUAACAAAAAUUCUUAAUUUUUUAUUUGUGGUUUAUAAACAAAAAGCAAAUUUGCCAGUACUGUCCUAAAAUUGUUGGGCAGGUCGAUCUUUGAACACAAAAUGUAGCUAGCAUAAUGUAUUAUACACUAAGCAUUUAUAGCUUAUAGAAGGUAAUAAUAUCUGUAAUAAAGUUCCUGUCAUGGUCACAUGACUCAAUUCAGAACGGCUUAGUUAGACCUUAUCUCUCCAUUAAUUUUUUUUCCUAUUAAUAAGUAAAUGCAGUGGACAUCUGCUAAUUGAAACAAUGUAACAAGAAAGCUGUUUCAUCUAGCAGUUGUUUGAAUUAACGACCUUCAAAUUAGCAGAUGUGUACUGUACAUACAUAAUAUUUAAUAUUUAAUGAAAAUGUAAAAUUGAGUGAUUCGCGAAAAUAAGUUCUCGUGAAAUAUUUAAAUUUGCAUUUUUUAUAAAUUGUUUUUAUAUAUAUAAAAAAACAAUUUCCUUUGCGCGCAUUACAACACUACCGUAAAUUAAUGAAUUUUGUUGACACUACCAAGGUAGCGCAAGUUAAAAAAGUAAAGUUCAAAUAUUUAUUGACUAACUUUCUUAACAUAUAAGUUUUUUUCCUGUGUGUUUAUUUUUAUCUUGUGAAUUAGAAAGACAUAUUUGCAGUAUUUUGUUCUUUAAGCCGAAUUUCCACUAGACGGUAUUCACGACGAUUUUUGUGACAAAAAGUAGAAACCAAUUCAACUUUUCGUCAUGACGAAAAUCGCGACCAAUCAAAUUCGAGUAUUGAUGACGAUCGUCGUAAAAAUCGUCCCGUAGAGAUUCGCCUUUACUAAGAUUUUAUUUAGGAAGUUUUUUUCUUAAAUUUUUUAAAGUUCUUAAACUAUAUAAAGUUCCUAAAUUAUUAUAAGUUCAUAAAAUAAUGUUUUAUACUAUGUUUCGAAUUGAAGUACUUUGAUGUUGUAUAUUUUGUGUGCAAGAUAGUUUAGACAGUUCAAGAACAUAAAUCUAUAUUAAAUUACCCUUAUACGUCUGUCUGUCUGUCUGUCUGUCUGUCUGUCUGUCUGUCUGUCUGUCUGUCUGUCUGUCUGUCUGUCUGUCUGUCACGCAAAUUGGUAGCUUAGCUGCGACGGGCGAACCCGUGGAUUUUUCCGCGGGCUAACGACUAGUGCAUAAAUACUAAUGGGAAGUAAUUUAAUUUGUUAUAUAUUCUGGCUGCUACGUGUUAGGCGAGGUGUUAACUUGUAAAAGAGAUGCCACCUUGGACCGUCCCCGUGACGCUCACUGCGGGUGUUUUUUAAAACAUGUUUUUCUUUUGUGUGCGCUUAUAUAUAAACUGAUUUAUUUAUGUUCAUAACGGCUGAGUUUCAUCAUAGUGGCGAAGUUUCUUUUGAAAAAUUGCAAUGCCGGCUUGCGUUUAGACAACAUUAUUUUAAAUCUAUAUACUGUUUUAAAUUUAAGUUCUUUUAACUUCUAUAAGAUGGGAAUAUGUCUCUAGAAAGAGUUGUGAUAGACACAUAGUCACCAUAUUGUUAAACUAAACGUCUUCUAUGAUAUUUUGACGUGUGAACUGAUUGCUUUUGUAUUUUUACUUGUUGCUUGAGGACAACAAAUAUGGUUUAUGGUGGUGGUUAGCAACA